This is a messenger RNA of Ruditapes philippinarum (Manila clam), 1147 nucleotides long. Its product is annotated as transmembrane protein 177-like. The coding region runs from base 115 to 1071 and encodes 318 amino acids. NCBI's taxonomy places the organism in Eukaryota, Metazoa, Mollusca, Bivalvia, Venerida, Veneridae. The transcript has 4 exons. The record is from RefSeq and is a predicted model, not a curated record.
GUUUUCCAUUCUUUUUACGAAGAAUCGAACGCGCUCAUGUGUCAAACACUUUUUCAGCACUGAAAUAUUUCGAGUUUGUCAGCUUCUUAUAUCAAGAUAUAAUUAUUAAGUAGAAUGAAUAAAAAUAUCCUUAGAGUUGCUAAGACGUUCCCUUUUGCUGCUGGGGCUUUUGUUUCAGGGCACACAUGUUACACCGUCUACAAACAAGUAUUCUUUGUAGAGAAUGAAUGCAUAAAAAGCUCAUACUAUGGAAACCUUACAACUCCAUUUGAUCCUCACACAGAGAAAGCUAUAGAUGCGGUUUUUGAUAAAUUAGUGUUUGUAGCCUCGGGAAAACAGUGUGCUUUGACACAGUUUUACUGGUCUAACAAAGCUACAGUACAGCAUAGAGGAAGUACUUUGUCAAGAUUCGGAACAUACGUUGGUGUACCCAUUCACUAUAAGUACCAGGAUCCAUCAGAAGUAGAUCUCUCAGAUCUGGAAAGCAGUUUUGAAUGCAGUGAAAAGAGUUCGGAACUCUUACAAAGACUCAAAGAAUCCCUUGUGCUAAGUGAGAAUGCCAAAAAGUUUGCACUUGCUUCAGAAUUUUUAAAUGCUCAUUCUUUUGAACUUCCAGUGCGAUGUAAUGGCAUAGUGUUUUUUAUUCUAGCAUAUGCAAUCCUUCAGAAUCCUUUAGCCGGGGCAGUUACAUAUGGAACUCCUCAACAGGUACUUGCCAUCUUUGUAGCACUGGCAUCUUCUCUUUUUAUUGUUCACUAUAUUACAAGUAGAACUUACUUCAAGUAUGUGCGAGUAUCAUCAGAUAGAAAAGUUGCAAAGUUUGGAGAUGAUUUCUUAAAAGGCGGAAUAGAAUAUUUUGAAAAGUUGGCAGAGAAAAACAAAGUGUUAAGAGAAUUAGAUCCCAAAACUUCGGGAUAUUUGUUUGAACCAAAUGGUGAUGAAGUUAAAAGUAUCAUUAAUUUUGGUAAUGUGGCAAUAAGUGAUAGAUUAACUUGUUUACAGAAAAUUGACAAGGAGAUACAAGAGACCAAAGAUUUAACCCCAGAGAAUUCUGAAGAUACAACUUCAUAGAAAAACAAACAAACUGUGUUUAUUUUAGAAAAAUUUUAAUAUUUGAAGUAAAUAAAAUAUAAUCUGUUUCUUAUAA